Molecule: messenger RNA, 310 nt
Organism: Hyposmocoma kahamanoa
Lineage: Eukaryota; Metazoa; Arthropoda; Insecta; Lepidoptera; Cosmopterigidae
Product: glycine receptor subunit beta-like
Exons: 2
Biological process (GO): nervous system process; regulation of membrane potential; chloride transmembrane transport
Cellular component (GO): membrane; synapse; neuron projection
Molecular function (GO): transmembrane signaling receptor activity; neurotransmitter receptor activity; chloride channel activity
Source: RefSeq, a predicted model, not a curated record
ACAUACGCCGCUGAUAUUUUCUUUGCUCAAACCUGGAAGGACUUUCGGCUAAGGCUGCCUGAAAACAUGACUUCAGAGUAUCGGCUCCUGGAUUUGGACUGGCUCAAACACAUGUGGCGUCCCGACUCGUUCUUCAAGAACGCAAAGUCCGUGACCUUCCAAACGAUGACCAUCCCCAACCAUUACGUGUGGCUGUACAAGGAUAAGACCAUUUUGUACAUGGUCAAGUUGACAUUGAGGCUUUCUUGUGCGAUGAACUUCUUGAUCUACCCUCACGACACUCAGGAGUGCAAACUGCAGAUGGAAAGCU